This is a messenger RNA of Seriola dumerili (greater amberjack), 2358 nucleotides long. RefSeq names its product intermediate filament protein ON3-like. NCBI's taxonomy places the organism in Eukaryota, Metazoa, Chordata, Actinopteri, Carangiformes, Carangidae. Gene Ontology annotation, biological process: intermediate filament organization; keratinization. Gene Ontology annotation, cellular component: keratin filament. The transcript is spliced from 8 exons. Bases 120 to 1733 code for a protein of 537 amino acids. Gene Ontology annotation, molecular function: structural constituent of skin epidermis. The record is from RefSeq and is a predicted model, not a curated record.
CUAUCCUCUCUGGUCUGUCCCCUCUGCCUGCCUGCUCGCCUUGCCAACCGAGCCAUUCGGUCUGACCUUCCCAGACUCAAUUCAUCCAAAAGAAGAAAAGAUCUACUCCAGAUUUCAGAAUGUCUUCAGCAUAUAGGACCACCUCUUACAGUGUGAAGAGUUCCAACGCCCCACGGAGCUUCAGCAGCAGCUCCUAUGCUGGACCAGGCGGUGUCACCUCCCGCAAGAGCUACAGUGUCAGGAGUUCCUUUGGAGGAAGCAACAGGGGCUAUGGAGGAGCUGGCAUCACCAGCUCCUCUUCCUAUGGCCUAAGCUCAAGCGCAGGCAUGGGCUUUGGUGGUGGCUUUGGUGGUGGCUUUGGUGGUGGCUUCGGUGGUGGCAUGGUUGCUCAGGCCCCCAUCACCGCCGUCACAGUGAACAAGAGCCUUCUGGCCCCCCUGAACCUCGAGAUCGACCCCACCAUCCAAGCCGUCCGCACCCAGGAGAAGGAGCAGAUCAAGAGCCUCAACAACCGCUUUGCUUCCUUCAUUGACAAGGUGCGCUUCCUGGAGCAGCAGAACAAAAUGCUGGAGACCAAGUGGAGCCUGCUGCAGGACCAGACCACCACCCGCUCCAACAUCGACGCCAUGUUCGAGGCCUACAUCGGCAACCUGCGCAGACAGCUGGACAGCCUGGGCAACGACAAGAUGAAGCUGGAGGCUGACCUGCACAACAUGCAGGGCCUGGUGGAGGACUUCAAGAACAAGUAUGAAGAUGAGAUCAACAAGCGCACAGAAUGUGAAAAUGACUUCGUCCUCAUCAAGAAGGAUGUGGAUGAGGCCUACAUGAAUAAGGUCGAGCUGGAGGCCAAGCUCGAGAGUCUGACAGAUGAGAUCAACUUCCUGAGGUCGAUCUACGAGGAGGAACUGCGUGAGCUGCAGAGCCAGAUCAAGGACACUUCAGUCAUUGUGGAGAUGGACAACAGCCGCAACCUGGACAUGGACGCUAUUGUGGCUGAAGUGAAGGCUCAGUAUGAGGACAUCGCCAACCGCACCCGUGCCGAAGCAGAGACAUGGUACAAGACCAAGUAUGAGGAGAUGCAGACAUCCGCCAACAGAUAUGGGGAUGACCUGAGAGCCACCAGGACAGAGAUCGCAGACCUCAACCGCAUGAUCCAGAGACUGACAUCAGAGAUCGAUGCUGUCAAGGGACAGCGUGCCAACCUGGAGGCCCAGAUCGCAGAGGCCGAGGAGCGCGGUGAGCUGGCUGUGAAGGACGCCAAGCUCCGCAUCAAGGACCUGGAAGACGCCCUGCAGAGAGCCAAACAGGACAUGGCCCGCCAGAUCAGAGAAUACCAGGACCUGAUGAACGUCAAGCUGGCUCUGGACAUUGAGAUCGCCACAUACAGGAAACUGCUGGAGGGAGAGGAAGACAGGCUGGUGAAUGGCAUCAAGGCUAUCAACAUCUCCCAACAGAGCACAAGCUACAGCGGUUUCCCCAUGGACACCAUGAAGAGUAGCUACUCCAGCGGGUACUCCAGCGGUUUUAGCGGUGGAUACGGCAGCGGCAGUGGGUACAGCAGCGGCAGUGCAUACGGCAGCGGCAGUGGAUACGGCAGCGGCAUUGGCGGCUUCAGCGGCGGCAGUGCUGGCGGAUACAGCACCACCCAGAGCAAGAAGAACGUCGUUAUCAAAAUGAUCGAGACCAAGGACGGUAGAGUGGUGUCCGAGUCCUCUGAGGUCAUUGAGGAUUGAGCUGUCUAGUUUAGAGGUGUAGCUACCUGUCUGCUAUGAUCUCCUCUGCCUCUCUGGUAGUUUUAUACUCACAGUUCACCCCCUCGCCCAAAACUUUCAUAAUAAACAAGUGUGAAGUAAAAUGCUUGCCAGCCACUCUCCAAUACAGCCUAAACAUGUUUUUCAUGAAACAGUAAAUGAACACUACCAAAGACCUGAAAGGGACCAAAGAAUUUAUGAUCUGAUGUCUAACUGUCUGUACUAAAAGAAAAGUUUUGUCUUAGAAAAUGAGAUAAAAAAAAAAAAAAAAACUGGGCAAAUUGCAAAUAUGAAAAAAACACUUCCUUGAAAUCUAUGCAACAGCUAUUCAGCUAUUCUGUACACGAAGGGCUGUCACCUUCAAAACUGUGUUGCAUCCAAUGGACUGUGGCGUCAAAGGAAUGUGAAUGUACUGAAACAGUGCUCCAGUGUUGUUGGUCAACUAAUGUCUUCAAAUUGCCUGCUGCAGUAGGUAGUGCAUGUCUUCCCUAUGCGUGUCCUGUAACUGAAACUGUUCGACCCCUUAGGAGGCUGCCCACAUCAUACUGUUGUCCUGAGGUGCUGUUUUUGCUACCAAACAAAAUAAAAAUGUGUUUACUGAAAAGAA